Fibroporia radiculosa is the source of this 1713-nucleotide messenger RNA. RefSeq lists its product as uncharacterized. The transcript is spliced from 8 exons. Gene Ontology annotation, cellular component: nucleus; cytoplasm. Gene Ontology annotation, biological process: 'de novo' pyrimidine nucleobase biosynthetic process; CDP biosynthetic process; UDP biosynthetic process. Gene Ontology annotation, molecular function: ATP binding; protein binding; UMP kinase activity. The record is from RefSeq and is a predicted model, not a curated record. The coding region runs from base 1 to 1713 and encodes 570 amino acids. Lineage: Eukaryota; Fungi; Basidiomycota; Agaricomycetes; Polyporales; Fibroporiaceae.
AUGCCUAACAAGGCUCCCAACCCGCUCUAUUUUCUCGGUCUUUCACUCGCCUCCUUUGGCGCGUUCUACUGGCUUGCUAAACGUAGAGAGGCGACUUAUCCUGCGUCCAAGCAGCCUAGACAGAAUAGAUUGACUGCCUGGCAUCGGUGUAUGCCUGCUAUAUUUGAUAAGAUUGCCAGUGCAUUACAUAUCAGGAAGAAACAGAAGAGAUCCGCGAAGCCAAGGAUGAGUGCUUUCACAACGCCCGCAUUCGAUAACAGCAAGGUCACCGUCAUCUUCGUGCUCGGCGGCCCCGGUGCUGGAAAGGGUACGCAGUGCGCAAACCUCGUGCAAGAUUUUGAUUUCUGCCAUCUCUCCGCCGGAGAUCUCCUACGCGCUGAGCAGAACCGCGAAGGCUCACAGUACGGCGAAAUGAUUCGAACAUUUAUCCGCGAGGGCCAGAUUGUGCCGAUGGAGGUCACGAUCAAGCUGCUCGAGAACGCGAUGCGCGCCGCGCUCACAGAAGGACGCGCAGACGAAGGCUGGACAGACAGUCGGGGCCGGUUCCUGAUUGAUGGGUUCCCGCGGAAGAUGGACCAGGCGAUGAAGUUUGACGAAGAGGUUUGCCAAUCAUCCCUUGUGAUGUUCUUUACGACAACGGAGGAGGAGAUGCUGAAGCGCCUCAUGGAGCGGGGUAAGACGAGUGGCCGGGAAGAUGACAAUGAAGAGAGCAUCAAAAAGCGGUUCCGUGUCUACAAGGAACAGACGAUGCCAGUCAUCGAAUACUACAACAACGCGCAUAAGGUCGCUACGAUCGAUGCGACAGCGACUAUCGAAGAAGUGCACGAAAAGGCUAAGUCUGUUGUGACACAGCUCUUCAAAGGCGAGAUCACGCGUAACUUCAGUUCCAUCAGCUGUUCAGUCACACUCUCAUUGGAUGUUCUGGGACUUAUCCUGUCAAGGCUGGACACGAAAUCCGCCCUGACAUUCUCUAGGACAUCAAAGUUGUUCCACACCGUGGCAACGCGCCAAGCCGUUUCGUCUCUUACUCUCGACUUUGCACGGGACAGUUACAAAUUCAAACAAAAACGCCUGAAAGCCGUAUUUGACUAUCUCCUCGCCGACAUUCCUGGACGUUUGCACUAUGUGCACCACUUGAAGAUCGUGAGAUCGUGCUUCUGGGAUGGGCCAUUUCUGGACACCGGCUUGGUGCCUGUGCUAGCCAACAUCUUGGAGAACGCUCAAAACCUCCAGACUCUCUACCUCGAGGCCAUGCAGCCACUGGCUCAACGUGCGCCUGCGAUAGUCAACGCAAUCGUGGGUCUCCCCCGCCUGGAAAAGCUCAAGCUGACGGAGGUCGACUCCCCCACGCCAAAACUCUUACGUGGAUUGCACACCACGUCUGUCCGCUUAGAGCUUGAAGUUUACCAAAACUCGACGCACUUUCGGUUCGCCGAGCUAGCGCUGCUUCAAGGCCAUAAUAUCACCGACCUGACAUUCAGCGGACCGGGCCCAUGGGGCUUUUAUCACGCGAAACUGCUGCAAGAGCAGCAUAUUCGAUUUCCUUCAGUUCGAAGGUUCAGAGCGUGCUUUGUGAAAGGCGAUGUUGAUACACAGGGCAGCCGCAUCAUCCACAUUCUGAAGCCUGUGUUCCCAAAUCUGGAGAUCUUUGAGAGCCAGAUAGAGGCGGGUGGGGUGUGGCGCCUCCACAUGUGCAGUACGUGCUGCACCUAA